AUGGUAAACGAAAAAUUUAUACCCAUAGAAAAUAAAAAGCCGUUCGAAACGGUAUAUGAAUUAAAAAAUGAGGUCGAAGAAAUUCGAUUACCCAUGUUGAGUGAGAUUACUGAUAAAGAUGGUAAGGUGAAAUUACCACCUGAAUUAAUUGAAAAAUUACGAGAUCCUAACGCUAGAUUUAGAACUGAUUUAGUAGUAUGUCCUGUGGGAUAUGAGGAAUGGGACGUUUUAAAAGUGUCAUGUCUGUCAUCAGGAUGUAAUAAUUCAUCUAUUACUACUGGUUGUACUAAUAGAGGAACGGAUCAAGCAACGCUUGCUGAGGCUUUACUUUUGGUUUUGUCAUCAGAUAAGGGAGUUAGUGAAGAUUUUGCGAGAUUAUUUUUGAAAAACGCAAAAGAAAGACAAACUGAACCAAUCAAAAGAGAAGAUUUAGCACAAUCGGGACGAAUAAGGGGUUUUAUGGAAACAGCAUUAUUGGCAUUAGAUAAUGAAUUAACUCAGUCUUUGCUAGACAUUUACAAUGUAUUAAAUAAUCAAGGAAAAGAAUUUUCGGAAAGAACAAGUAAUGAGGCUGGUGAAAAUAUUUCAAGAAUGACCCCAGAAGAGAGAAGAAGAAAUUUCUAUAAUACUUUUAUUGCUUCGCAGAAGAUGAUGGAAGUGGCAAAAGCAAGACAAAAAGAAUUAGAAGGAAAAACUUAUGAAGAUAUGGAAAUAAAAAAUCCAUUCUCUGGUAAUCCUGACAAAGGGAAGAAACUUUUUGGUCAAAUUAAAAAUAAACAAUCAGCAAAUCCUAGCAGUGUUAACCUUGAUAAAGUAGUUGAGAAUUUAAAAGCCGACCCUAAAAACUAUUGA
Molecule: messenger RNA, 852 nt
Organism: Ambispora gerdemannii
Lineage: Eukaryota; Fungi; Glomeromycota; Glomeromycetes; Archaeosporales; Ambisporaceae
Source: the annotation of a GenBank genome assembly